UUGCACGCUUACCUUUAAAUUUCCCCUUUGAAUGUUUAGGAUUUUAUCUUGAGACCAAUUCAAAAUUUGAAAAAUGGCGCACAAACGAGAAGGUUCUUUUACAUUAACACUUCCGUCACUCAGUCCAUAGAUCUGCCUAUCUGGUGUCUGGAGUCUGGACUGGUUUAGCCGUUUAUGUUUUAUGUGAAGUUCAUUAAUUCUCUGCAAAACCCUUCCAGCUUAAUCCACUCCAAUCGUAAUGGCCAAAACCCGCAACAGAAACCAGCAGGCAAUGAAUACGUACGAAGAAUCCCGCAAACAACGCCUACAAGAUAACCUGAAGCGUUUUGAGGAUUUGGGUAUUCUGAAGAUCUCAAAAAGCCUAUUGGAGGUCACAAACUCUGGAAAGAAGUCCCCACAAUGUACUGCAAAGCCCAGACUGAAAAGAAGCAUCGAGAUGUUAGAGCUGCGACGUUCUUCACGAGCAAGGAACCUGGUUUCUUCUUAUUCCGAUGCACCUGACAUAGGCCUUCCAACUCCACGCAAAAGGUCAAGGACAAGUUCAUCAUGGAAGAGCUACCUUGGAAGACCAGCUAGUGAAGUAAAAUUCGCUUCUGAUGAAGAACGAGCCAGCGCGAUUCACAAUGCAGAGAUGCUUCAGAGUAACUUGGGUUCUAAAAAUCCAUCUUUCAUUAAAUCAAUGGUUCGUUCACAUGUGUACAGCUGUUUUUGGCUAGGGCUUCCUUCGAAGUUCUGCAAAGACCAUCUUCCUUUAAAGGAGGUGAAUAUGGUUUUGGAAGAUGAGAAUGGCUCAGAAUAUGAUGCAAUCUACAUUGGAAGUAGACAAGGUCUUAGUGGGGGUUGGAGAGGAUUUGCGUUAGACCACAAAUUGGAUGAUGGAGAUGCAUUAGUUUUUGAACUAUCUGAGCCUACAAGAUUUAAGAUUUAUAUUUUGAGAGCAUUCAUUGACAAUAAAAAUGAUGGUGAGAAUAUGAAACAAAAAGUUAAAGUAGAGAAAGCAGUUGACAUUGAGGCUGACGAAGGAAUUAUUUCUCAAAAACAACAGAAAAAUGUUGGAUUUGAUGGUAUAAGUAAAGUGCAAAAAGGGAAAAAAAGUGACAAUGGAAACAGAGCUGCUUCUAAAAAUCGAAAGCAAAAAAAUGGAGUUAAUAGUGAAAGUGAAGUUAACAAUGUGAUAAUUGAGGCUGAAGUACAAAAGGAAAAAGUUGUUGAGAAAGCAAAAAGAUCUGCUUCUCCAAAGCAACAACAAAAAACUGGAGUGAGUGGUAAAAGUAAAGUUAAACAAGGAAAAAUUGCUGAGAAUGGUGAUGGUUGUGUUUCCUUAAAGCCCCAGCAACAGGAUGAAGAAAACAAGUUGUCUACAAAGAGGUGUAUGCCAACAAAGUUGUUUAGAAGGAAAGUGUACUAGGUAUUGUUCUAGCUGUUGGAAUAUAGACUAACAACAAAGAAAUCGUACUUGUGGAGGCCGCCAUACUUUCUAUGUUUACUUAAAACAAUUUAGUUAUCGUUAAAGGCUAAGAAUGUGCAACUCGAUAGGUCUUGUUUUAAGAAAAUACAGAGUGGAAGGGUCUUGGCAAGUCAGACUUUGUGAAUGAAUGAUGUUUUUUGCUCAUUUAAGUAGUCAGCAAUGAUUCAAUAGAUAAUACAACUUUUUUUGGUGAACAGUACAACUUAUUAAAUAUUAAAGGAUUGAACUUUUCUUGGUGAGAAAA
Messenger RNA from Macadamia integrifolia, 1712 nucleotides. RefSeq names its product B3 domain-containing protein Os05g0481400. The transcript is spliced from 8 exons. Bases 239 to 1408 code for a protein of 389 amino acids. Gene Ontology annotation, molecular function: DNA binding. NCBI's taxonomy places the organism in Eukaryota, Viridiplantae, Streptophyta, Magnoliopsida, Proteales, Proteaceae. The record is from RefSeq and is a predicted model, not a curated record.